GUGAAGUGGGUGAGUGAGCAGUGAAACUUUUGUUGUGUUACGAUUUAGUUGUUCAACGGAUAAGAGACCAAACAACAGUGUCCUCUUCAGUGGGAUAUGAUAUUUUUGGUACACGUAACUCUCUAGAAAACAUAAGAUGAUACUUCUAUAUUUGUUGUCACUUUUCGUAUUCGUCAAAGCCGACUGGGACCCAGUAACGUUCUUUUCCCAAGAGCAAACCUACGACAACCCUGUAUCAAAUGGAUACGCCCCAGAAACACUGCAGGGUUCUAACGACCAGUGUGGACUCUUCAAAGUGUCCUUCACCCAAGACUAUUACGAACAGUACAUAGAAUACAAAGCUGACAUUCCAAACCUUAAAGAGUUCACCCUUUGUUACUGGGUUAAGUUCUAUAACCAUAGUAAUGACCACCCCAUUUUUUCGUACGGAGAUGAGAAACACCCACGUGAAAUUUUUGCCUGGGUCUCCAACACUGAUGAGUCGAGCUUCUUCAGCAUGUCAGUCAAAGGACAAACGUUCUUCAGGCUGAACUACCCCCUGAAAGUCAGGAGGUGGUACCACGUUUGCCAGAGCUGGAACGGCAAAACUGGCGAAUGGCAAAUUUGGGUGAACGCCGAACGUGUGGGACGUGGUUUUCACAACAGGCUUGUGGGGUACACUAUCCCCAGAGGAGGAACGGCCGUGUCUGGGCAAGAAAUCGUGAAGAACGAGAACAAAGAUUCCGUCGGCCUCCAAGGUGAACUGACAAUGCUUCAGUUGUACAGUGUGGCCUUAACCGCCGGCAAGGCCCACAAAGACCACAAACAUCAUCACGCCCACAAAUUUGACCACAACGGGGUGCCCAUCACUACUCCACCUCCAACUACUCCGAACCCCAGGCCCACUUUACCCACGCACCCCCUUUUGACGUCCGGACAACUUAACCCGUCCAUCAGGUUGAACAUUGCUGGUCCACAACAGCAAGCUCAGCCCCAAAUUGUGCCGGGACAAAACUUUAACGCCCAAUAUUUGAAUGGGCAAUUCGUUGGUAAUUUGGUGUCGAGGCAAUUUUUGGCUGCCCAACAACAACAGCAGCAACAAGUCAUCCAACAACAGCAGCAGCAGCAACAGCAAGGGUUGUUCCAGACGUUGCCUGAGCAAAGCUACGUUGAUGCCAACCUCCCAAACACCGGCUCAUUCUCCAAACAAACCCUCACCAUUGGCAACACCCAACUUCUGUCCAGCGGUGUGGAACAUCCAGCAGGUCAAGUACAGUUCAUCCAAGAACCACAACGACUGUUCAAGAGGUCCAACACCGAAUCCAAGACUAAGAGCAAGAGGGAGUUGUACCUGACAGGCGCCUCUUUGAUCGGCGAAGACGCAAACUUCGGAGGUUUGGCUACGAUUGGCGAAAACCAACCGGUACUAAACUUGCAGCAGCAAAACGACGAACGUGAACCGGCCGAGGCCGAAUCCAAGGCGGUGAUGAACGUCUGCACCGGAUGCGACGAGGAACCAUUCGAAAAGGCUUUGGUCUUCGGUUGGAGGACCGUCACGAAGAAGUUGUACGGAGCCACGUACGCCCCCGCGAUAUCCCAAUGCAAAGUCUUCUAAGUGUCCAAAGUUCCGACUGGUUAUAAAUAGUAGUUUAGAAAUAACUCAACCAAUGAACAAUUACUUAAGUAUUAGAUGCAGUUUGUACGUGCUCUGUAUAGGUUAAGAUUUGCCAUUUCAAGUACAAGUUUUCUUGAUGUUCUUAAUGCCCGUAAAUGUGUUUUUGUGAGGAGAUGUGAUUUUAUGG
Messenger RNA from Aethina tumida (small hive beetle), 1781 nucleotides. RefSeq lists its product as uncharacterized. Bases 137 to 1594 code for a protein of 485 amino acids. The transcript has 3 exons. The record is from RefSeq and is a predicted model, not a curated record. Lineage: Eukaryota; Metazoa; Arthropoda; Insecta; Coleoptera; Nitidulidae.